AGGCAAGAUGGCAAAAAUAUAUCGCUGCUCAAAAGAAUUGUACGAUUGAAACGGCUUCAGAUGGCUACAGAGGCUGCGUAGUGAAGCGAAAAUACGCGAAUGGCUUCUGGACAUUUUAGACAAGACGUCGAGACACACUUUAAACCCGACUUAUGUAAAAGUGACGAAGAUAAAAGAGGAAACGACGACAGCGAAACGGACUCUACUGCAUCAAGUUACAGUUACUCCGGCUCAGGUUACUCCAACUCCGACGACCUAGAGCCAGAAUGGCUGGAUGAUGUCCAAAAGAAUGGUGAACUAUUUUAUCUUGAGCUAAGUGAGGGAGAGGAAGAAGCAUUAUUGUCCCAGGUGACCGCCAGUCAGUCCGCUGCAACCAAUCAUGUACGUUUCAGUGAAAAAGAGGCAGAGAUUAUCACAGACAGUUGCAAGAAACAAGCAGACUCCAGCAAUAAAUCCGAAGCAAAGCUCAAGAGGUUUGCCAAGAUACUUAGACGGAGGCGAUCUUCUCGAAGAAAAGCUACAAAUGUGAAAGAGGGAGGGGCUUCCCAACGCCCCACCUCCAUCCUCAAGAAUCAAGCAGGCCAGAGGCCCGGAGUCGUGGUACAUCAACAGCGUCUAAAGGAUGUGUGUGUGUAUCUGAACCCUAAACGGCUCUGCAGCACUUUGCCUCCAUAUCCAGAGAGAGGGGGAUUGUUAGAGGCAUUACUGGGUGUGGUGCACCGGCCAGGUGGAAAUGCAGGGAAGAGGGGGGAAAAACUUGCUAUCCAUGCCUUGGUCCCCCACAGUCCCGCCAGCAAAUGUGCUGAUAUUCUUAUUGGUGAUGUCCUGGUUGCUGUAGAUGAUGUGGAUGUUACCUCAGAAAACAUUGAGAGAGUUCUGUCUUGUAUACCUGGCCCCACACAGGUGAGAUUAACUUUGGAGACAGUGGGACCAGUCGAGCGCUGUUUGGAUGCUAAAAUAAAACCAUCUCCUCCAGUCAGCCAGCUGGUCAGAUUGCUGUGGGGUGAGGAUACAGUAGAGCUCCAGAUGUCUAUAGCACAUAUACCACACAUAGUGAUGUACCUUUCACUCAAACUGGAUUCUGAAUCACCGCAGGAAGAGCAGGAGAUUUUGUACCAGUAUCCAAUGUCAGAGGCUUCAGCCCAGCUGAAAGCAGUGAGAGGGAUUUUUCUGACACUUUGUGACAUGCUGGAGAACGUCACGGGUGGACAAAUAGUCAGUUCCUCACUGUUGCUUCAAAAACAGUUGGUUCACGUGGGCUACUGGAAGGAGGGAGCCAAUCUGCUGGUUUUAGGUGUACCAGCCAGCAGGGUUCCUCUGCUGUAUCUGCAGACUGUGAUUGAGGGAGUUGUCCGUACACUCAAGGUCAUGUAUGGCUCUCUGGACAGUGCAUUCUGUGAGGUGGAGAACGCAUCUCGCCUGGAUCACUUCUUCUGCCUGUUUUUUCAGCAGCUUAUCCAGCCUUCCCGUUUGAUUGACAGUUCUGGUCCCCCCACUCCUGACAUCUCAGGCACCCUCUUUUUAGACGGCUUACCAGCCGUUCGCUGGCUCACUUUACCAGCCGACAUAAAGGUUGAGGUAGACACUGUUCUAUCAGAUUUUGAGUCCUCAGAUUUUGGUGACAUGUCUGAAGACUUUUACGGCAUGAGGCGUCUGUACGUCAUUUUGGGCUGCUGUUUGUUCUACAAGGGAUAUCUCAUUGCGAAUCAUCUACCGAAGGAAGACUUGCUGGAUGUGUGCCUUUACUGUCAGCAUUACUGUCUCUUGCCACUGGCGUCAGAGCAGCGUGUGGGACAGCUGGUGGUGUGGAGAGAGGUGUUCCCUCAACGGAGAGCCCAGCCCAGCCCCGCCUCUCGUCCUGGCUACUGUGAACCACACGGACGCCACUUCCUGCUCAUAGUGGGCCUGAGACACUUUAUGCAGUGUGUAUUACUGGAGGCCGGAGGCUGCGCCUCACCCGCUCUCGGAUCUCCUGGUCCAGACUGCGUGUAUGUGGAUCAGGUGAAAGCCACACUGCUUCAACUAGAGAGCCUUGAUGCUGGUAUUGAGGAGAGGCUCUUUGCUCCACCCACUCCCUGCUUGUCCUGUGCUGAUUGGUUCCUCCCUGCAGGUGGGCGGGACCGACAAGAUGCCAUUGGCAGCUCACCGAUUCUUAAUCGUUUGACAGCAGCCAUCAAACCCCCAUCGCCAGGGGCAAUUGGUCGAAGUCUGUUUGGGGAGAUGGGGUCGGGUUCAUCAGGCUUAAGGAGAAGAAGACCAAGCCCACAAAGGAGUUUGUCUGAUAGCGGGAGUGAGGGUCAUGGGGAAGGGGCGGCACCCUUUACUUCAGGUUUGAGUCCUUAUGCCACACCCGACACAGUACGGAGGAUGCCCACAAGUGGCACACGCAGAGACUCCCUUGGGUCAGGAGGGUCAGACGGCAGUGGGGGAAGUGCUGGGUUUUUCAAGAUCCCGAGGUUGAAGCAUCCUAACCCCUUUUAUCUGGGCUCCUUGAAGAAAUGUCUGACAGACAGGGAAACAGAGGAGAUACACAAAGUUCUCAAACUAACAACAGGUGCUGAGAACACACUAUUCCAUUAUGUCCUAAUGGAGACUGUGCAGGGCAUUUUCAUCGCACCCACACACAGAGAAGUACAACAGCUCAGUGGAUCCAUCCACCCUCAACUCAUCCAGAACUUCUAUCACUGCUGUCUGUCCAUACGGGAUGUCUUUCAACAGAGCCUUCCGACACGGGAUCGAAGAGGGUCGGAGCGACCACAGAGUACUCGAGGUUUGGGUCCAGUCAAAGAACAUGGCAUUCUUUUUCAAUGCAAACCUGAAAACUGGACGGAUCAGAAGAAACCGGCGCCUACAAUGACAUACUGGGUUAUAGGACGGAUGCUUCUAGAACCCGUGCCUCAGGAGUUCUAUGUAUGCUUCCAUGAUUCUGUUGCAGAGGUUCCAGUGGAGAUGGCAUUCAGAUUGUCUUUUGGCUUGGCUGUGUAAUGUUCCAGAAUCAGUUCCACUGGACAUCGAUAACAAUACCAUGCUAGGUCUGGUCUUCAGGAUGUUGUUAAAAGCUUUAUGGGGAAAUGAACUUACAUUGGGAUAUAAUCAACUCGUUUUCUAAUAGAAGCUAGACAAAGUUACUGUUUAAGACAGAAUGUGACUAGCGAUUGGUCAGUAAAAUGUGGUCUAUGCAUAUCAGCAGGAAUUGAAAGAGAUAAAUUGAAUGGAUGCUCUUAUUAUUCACAGCCAAUAAAAGCACCUGAAAGUGGUUAAAAAAACCACUCAACUUUAAUACCUCAUGCUGGAUGGCACAACAUGCUUAGAAACUCACCAGCCAUUGAAAUUCCACUAGAGUUGUGUUUUUGUCAUAUGAACCUUCCUUGCUGGAUCAAGUGGAACAAUGUUUUCUUGGUAAAUGCCAUGCAGAAUUAACGACAACAACCGUAUGAGUUCUGCUUCCGAUAGCCUUAACGUUUAUCAGUUUUAUUUAACGUGUGGAACUUUACGUUUAUACUUUGUAAUACAUGAAUUAUUCAAACAAACAAAUGC
Molecule: messenger RNA, 3537 nt
Organism: Paramisgurnus dabryanus
Lineage: Eukaryota; Metazoa; Chordata; Actinopteri; Cypriniformes; Cobitidae
Gene: intu
Product: inturned planar cell polarity protein
Biological process (GO): establishment of planar polarity; cilium assembly; nervous system development
Cellular component (GO): cytoplasm; cilium
Molecular function (GO): protein binding
Source: RefSeq, a predicted model, not a curated record